AUGCCUCCGGUAAACCAGAGGUUUCACACCCAAUACGCACACGAUCCUCGGCAUCUGAAGGCUCUGGUACCGCAAGAAGAUUUGUCGACAGUCGAAGAACAUCUUGAAUAUUAUCAAGAUCCCUACCGGAGCGGUUAUGCCCAGCCGGACGGCCAGAAGUUACAGGUUUCGGAAAAUCGGCGAGAUGUGGAAUAUCCAUCCAAGGAGGAAACUUUCAGGACCGAUGACGAAACGAAGAAGUUGAUCGCCAAGUUAUGCAAUGCCAUCUCAUAUAAGCUGCGCCAUCCAUACCGAACGACCCUCGAGCCAAUAUACAACCUAUAUCUUCAAUUGCCUGAACAGAGGAUGUUGCACCUCACUUGGCAAUGGCGGAAUAGACUGCUCAAGGUUAUGGGAUUACCGCCAAAGCGAAACUCGGAGUCAAUGAUGCGUUACUUUGCGCUGAUCAAUGAUGUCAAAAGCGCAGGAUUGACGUUACGGAAAGCGCAUUGGAACUAUGCUUUGGCAUUCGCAACCAAGUAUUCGUCUCGUAUAACAACAACCGAAAUGGACACCGCUCUGAGAUUGUGGAAAGAGAUGGAGCUGACAGCCGGUGUCAAGGGAAACGAAGUUACGUUCAAUAUCCUAUUUGAUGUGGCCACGAAGGCGGGAAACUUCGUUCUUGCGGACAUGAUGUAUAGAGAGAUGGAGAAGCGAGGCUUUCAGUAUAAUCGAUACCAUCACGUCAGUCUGAUACACUAUUUCGGACUCAAGAUGGAUUCGAGCGCAAUUCGGGCUGCUUACAAGGACAUGGUUGACGCCGGCGAGAUGAUAGACACUGUUGUGCUCAACUGUGUAAUAUCAGGUCUUUUGCGAUGCGGCGAGGAGUCAGCAGCGGAAUUGACAUACGAGAGGAUGAAAUUAGGGCAUGAGAUGGCGCCCAACCUCCCGGAUAGAGACUACGGGAUGGGUCGGGUUGUCACCAAAGUGUUGAUGAUGUUUACGAGAAUCGGCAAGAAGCACCCGGAGCUUCAGAAGCCGCUGCAGAAGCAGAUGCAACUUUCUCCAAACCUUCACACCUACAGGCUCUUUGUUGAGCACUACUCAGUCAAAAUCGGAGACCUGCCGAAAGUCGCGCAAUACCUCGAUGAGAUGAAGUUUCUCAACAUCCCGAUCCACGCCACUAUCUUUCUGUCCUUGUUCAAGGGUUUCUAUUCUCAUGGCGGCUUUACUAGCUCUGAGUGGAGUGAACAGCGCUUGGAAGGCGUGUUGAAAGCGAUGUACCAAGCAAGAGAUGAGAGUAUAAGAGGAUUCACCAUCGACAGAUGGUUGGUCAUCUGGGCAUUGCGAGCAACCAAAAAGUGUUGUUCUGAUGAGAUGGUGGUCCAAGUGUACGAUGAGAUGGCCAAGCGUUGGGAUAUUCCUUCGGACCGACUGCCAUUUAUACAGUCGAUCCUGCAGAGUAUUCUUGCCGGCGUAGAUAUGAAGUCGCCGACGGGUGCCUGGGAUGGCCCAUCGUAUCGACGAUAUAAAAAGGAUGGGACGAGAUUAUGA
Messenger RNA from Fusarium coffeatum, 1533 nucleotides. RefSeq lists its product as uncharacterized. NCBI's taxonomy places the organism in Eukaryota, Fungi, Ascomycota, Sordariomycetes, Hypocreales, Nectriaceae. Bases 1 to 1533 code for a protein of 510 amino acids. The transcript has a single exon. Gene Ontology annotation, molecular function: protein binding. The record is from RefSeq and is a predicted model, not a curated record.